UCAUUUGCUUUAGUGUCGCUACAACAAUGUCAACAAGAUAAUCAAGAUGGAGGUGUAAAUGGACAUUUUAGCUAUCGUUAUUUUUCGUCUGUGAUCAAUAUUCCUGCUGGCCAGGAAUUAACCAGUCAUAGAUGGCAACUAGAGAAAAGAUUAAAAGAAGAAAUGUUAGAGUCAAGCCAGAAACUCCUACUUACAAAGGCUUGAAAGAUGACCCUUCAUUGCCUGGUACAUAUGAGAAACCAGGGGAAGAUGAGGGGAACUCAGGUGGCAGUGUUCCACAGAAAGGAAGUGUUAUAUCUGUGAAGGAAGCUGUUGAAAGCAAUCAGAUUGACAGCGAGAAAGAGAAAGGAGACGAGGAAGAGAAUGAAAAGACUCCUGAGCCUGGUACCUCUAGUCAGAACCUUAACCCUCCUUCAGCAAGAGGUACUCCAGGUAAAAGAAGUCCAAGCCUGGAGACAGAAACACGUCCAGCCAGUGUAGCCAGCGCACGCAAGUCACCACUGCCAUUUUUGAAUAAGAAUGUAGUUCAACCCAUAGAUGAUGAGCAAGCUUCUCAGAUGGGAAGCAUGGUCUCUAUGAAGUCUUCCCAUACUGCAAAAGAUGCUUGGAUUGAUGAGAAUGAAGAGCCCAUAGUCCGCCCAUCCUCUGGAGGUGCUACAGAAUCCAGACCACAGUCAGCUGCUUCACAAAGACACACGAAGUCUCCUGGUCCAAGCAUUAUCAGUGUGUCUGAGGCCAAAGCAGAGAACAGAAUCGGAGACAUCGGUGGAGAUAAUGCGGAUACACAAAGUAUCACAUCCCGUACAUCAUCCCCUAUGCUUGCGCCACCAGAGCUACACGGGGAACAGCAAGCUUAUAUUCCAUACCUGCAGGCGCGGAAUUGUAUUGCAAAGAUUGUAGACGACAUGAAGAAAAUGAAAGGAAGUCAUAUCUUGAUUGUGCAGCAAAUCCAGGAUGCUUACAAAGACAUUGAAAAUGAAACCCAGGGCCAGUUUAACCUGUUUGUCCUCAACCUACGUCAUCAGUAUGCUGAGAAGGUCAGCACAUUUCGCCAUGUAAUCAAUGUGCACAGGGAAGAACUCAGUCAGAAACAGCUCUACUGGGAUAGCAUGUUAGCAAGUCUGUCCAAGCGUAACAAUGAAUUGUUGCGAGACAAGAGAGCACUGCUCAUAAAAAACAAAAUAGAAGUGGACCAGCUGGAGAAAGAAAAAGAUGAAAUAACGGUUGAGUUUACUCACAAAUUGGAUGAAGCUGGCAUUGCAUUGUCAAAAGCUAACAAGACACUUGAAGAUGAGAGAGUACAGUUUGCAGAAAAGGAAAAGAAAUACCUGGAAGAAAUUGAAGCACUCAAGAAGAUGCAUGGAGAAGAAAUGCAUGUUGUUUUGGCUCAGAAAGAUGAAGAGUUUUCAAAGAAAUAUGAAGAACUUCGUUUAAAAGAGGAGGAGGAAAGAAAGGUUCUCAAUGAAGCACUUCAACAUGAAAAAGAUAAGGUAACCAAGUUGGAGGAAGAAUUGAAGAAGAUGCAUGAGGAAUUAGAGAAUGCCCGUGCUCAAGCUGCAGCUGCAGGAGUGGCCAUAGUGGCUACAACUAUUAAGGAAGAAGAACACAAGACAAUGGCAGUGCAUGUUGAAUCAAAACCUGCUACAGAUACUGUGGUGACCAGUGCUCCUGUUCCCUCUGCUGUCACAGCAACCAAGGUGGUGGUCAAAGACAUGUCUGAGGAAGAACGUUUGAGAAUGGAAGAAGAAAGAAACAAGAUGGCAGAAGAAAGAAACAAGAUGGCAGAAGAAAGAGAAAGGGCCAACAAAGAAAGAGAGGAGUUCCAAGAAGACAGAAAGAAAUUCCAUGAAGAGAGAAAUAAACUUGUGCAAGAUUUGACCAAUGUUCAGCGAGAACUGUUGGAAGUGCAGGCUAAGUAUGACUCUCUAAAGGCUCAGCUUGGUGAUGUUGCUGAAUUGAGAGCUAAUUACGAAGCACUUCAGACACAGUUUACAGUGGUAGCUGCAGCAGUGACAGUGUCAAGUGAGGAAGACAAGAAAAAGGCUGAGGAAAAUAUUAAGAAAGUAGAGUCAGAAAGAAUCAUAAUGAUGGAGGAAAGUAAAAACCUUGAAAAUGACAUCAAGAAAUGGGAGGAGGACUUUAAACAGCAAAAUGGCAGAGAGCCAAAGGAGGAGGACAGAACGGAUUCAAUCAAGGAAUUUUAUGUGAUGAAAGAAGAAACAGAUGGUAUGGUUCACAAGUUAGAUACCAAAAUCACAACCUUAGAACAGCUGAAAGAGGGCAAGGUUCCAGAAGCACCCAAAGUUGAGCCCAAACCAGUGACAGUGGUUGAGCCAGAAAUUAAGACCGUAGAAAUCAAGGUACAGGACCCAGAGGUAGUUGCAGAGCUAGAAAAGACACAGGCAGAGCUUGCAGACCUGCACAAACAGAUCGCUGCUCUCCAAGAAACAAACAGCAAGUUACAGGGAGAGAUAUCAGGGCUGCAGGCUGAAGUGUUGGCAAAGAGUGCCUCCCUGUCUACAGUGGAGGCAGAGAAGUCUGGACUACUGGAGCAGCUGAAGGCAGCUUUAGCUGCAGCGGCAGUCUCUGGAGCUGUCACAGCAGAGGUCAGUGCAGGCAGUACUAGUUCUGGGGGUAUUGAUGCCACUGUUCAUGCACAGCUGAAGGCAGAUCUGGAGAACAACAUUAAGGAACUAGAGAAACAGUUAAAAGAGAAAGAGAAGGAACAUGACCACCAGAUGAAAGAAAAGGAAAGAGAAAAGAAAACCAUGGAGAGAGACAUGAAGAAAGUGAUCAAAGCCAUGGCCAAGCAGGAGGCAGGGAAGAAGUCUGACCAGGAUUCUCAGAAUCUGAAGUUGUUGCUAAAAGCUGUGGUUGAUGAGGCCAAACUGGUGCAUGCUGAAGUAUCAGCUGCUGCUAAGAAAGUGGAAACCAACCAUGGUGCAGCAGAAAAGGAGACUCCAAAAGUGAUGACAAAGUAUGAUAAGUGUAAACAGAAUACAGAGGCUUGGGCCAAGAAAUAUACAGAAAAGAAUGGGAAGGCACCAGAGGAGGCAGACAGGGAUGCUGAUGCCCAAAAACUUUUUGCUGAACUUGAGAAGUCAGGCGAGGAAGUCACCAAGGCAGAGCUGAAGCUCACAGCACUGGCCAUGUUGAAGACUGGGGUGAUACCUGAGAAAUGGAAGCCUGCAGCAGCAAUGAUGGGAAGCAGUGCUACAGGAGUUGGAAAAGAAGAGUUGGAGAAACUGGAACAGCAAAUAUCUGAGCUUGAAGACAAAAUAUCUGAGUUGGAAUCUGACAAUGACACCCUGAAAGAAAAAGUUUCUUCACUGGAAGAGGAAGACAAAGAGAAGGCAGAAACUAUCCAGCAGUUGGAAAAAGAGUUGGCAGCUGCAAAAGCAGCCGUCACAGUGACAGCAGGCCUGCCAACAACAGUGACAGUAGACCAACCAGCAGCAGUUACAGUAACAACAAUGCAGAAGACAGAUACUGUGGAGGUUGACCUUGAUACAGAACAGGUGGAUGCUGAGCUCCAAAAUGCCCAGAUGUCCGAGUUGCAGGCCCAAUUAGACAAAGCUGAGGCUGCACUGAGAGAGGAGCAAGCGGCACAUGAGAACACCAGAGAGGAACUGGAGGCACUGAAACUACAAAUUGCAAAUCUUAGGGAGGAAACUGAGAUUCAGAAAUCAGAAUCAGACUUGAAGCUGAAAGGGGCUUUAGAGUCCCUACAGGAAGAACUCAAAGCAAAAGAAAAGUCACUGGCAGAAUCCAAGACUAGAGCUGAUGAACUGGAGAGGGUGCAGUUGGCAAAUGUACCAAUAAAUACAGCCAAUGAAAUUAAGAAACUGAAGACUAAAAUAGCUGCACUUGAGAAAGAAAGAGAUGGCAAAGCCAAGGAGGCAACAGCAUCAAAGCAUAAAGUAGCAGAACUUGAGGGGAAAGCAAGUAACUUACAGAAAAGUUUAGAAUCACAGAAAGCAGCAGUUGAGCAGUCAGAGGCCAAGUUUAAACAGAUAAAGGCUGAAAAAGAUGCUCAGACAAAGAAGCUUUCAGAACAGUUUGAGGCCAAAGAGCAAAAAAGAGCUGCUGAAGAGAAGACUAAAAUUGCAGCUUUACAGAAAAAGAUACGUGCCCUUGAGGCAGCUGGCGCAGCUGGUGCUGCUGGUGCUGGUGCUGGCAGACCUGAAAGAGGAAAGGCAGGAGAUGGCAAGUCAGAAGCAAUGCUGAAGAAACUGCAGGAGCAGUAUGCUGCAGUGAAGAAGGAGAGUGCUGAGAAAGACAACAAACUGAAACAAAUGGAGGCAGAGAUGAAGAAAGUGAAAGCAGAUGCCAAUUCAGCACAGGAUAAAGCAAAACAGCAGAAGCAUGAGAAAAUCUUGAAAGAACUUGAAAAGAAAAUGGAAAUGGAAAAGCAGAAAUCUGCAAAACAGGCUGAGAAUUUAAAGACACAAGAGGAGGAGCUUAAACAGCUGAAGAAGGACAAUGAUAACAAAAGUAAUGAAAUCAAGAAGCUGCAGGCCGAGAUGGAGCAGCUGGGCGUGGCAGCCAGUGAUGGUAUCAAGGCCUUGGCCAGGGUGGAGGAGCUGGAAAAAGAAGUGAAAAGAUUGCAAGAGGAGAACCAUGUAUUGACUGAAAAUUUCAACAGUGAGAGGGUACUUAGAAAGAAGUAUUACAACAUGGUUGAAGACAUGAAAGGAAAGAUUAGAGUGUAUGCCAGAGCAAGGCCUAUGAGCAAGAGUGAAUUAGACAGGGGCAAUGUCUUGGUGUUGAAAUCUCCAGAUGAAUAUACAGUCCAGGUUGACAGCAAGCGUGGAUUGAAAGAAUUCCAGUUUGACCAGAUUUUUAUGCCAGAGCACUCCCAAGAAAAGGUCUUUGAGGACACUCAUAAUCUUGUACAGUCUGCAGCAGAUGGCUACAAUGUGUGUAUAUUUGCUUAUGGCCAGACAGGCUCUGGGAAAACAUACACCAUGAUUGGAGAUAGUGAACAAAAGUCCCCUGGCAUAGCACCAAGGGCAUUUGAAAGGAUAUUUGAGCUACUUGAGGAAAACAAGAGUAAGUUCCUCUUCAAAGUGUCAGUUUAUAUGUUGGAGUUGUACAAUGACCAACUUCUGGAUCUGUUUGGAAAGAAGUCUGAGGCUGAUGUUAAGAUGGAGAUUAAGAAAGAUAAGAAGGGUAUGGUGUUUGUCCAGGGAGCAGAGGUGAAAGAUGCCCACAAUGCCAAAGAACUUAUGGCAUUGUUUGAUGCAGGCUCCAAGAGCAGACACGUUGCAAGCACAAGCAUGAACGCAGAGAGUUCCAGGUCACAUUUGGUGGUUGGUGUUAUUAUUGAAAGUACAAACAGGACAUCUGGCACAGUGACGAGGGGCAAGUUGAGCUUAGUUGAUUUGGCAGGCAGUGAACGUGUUGCAAAGACCAAUGCAAGUGCUGAGCAGUUGAAGGAAGCCAACUCUAUCAACAAAUCUCUGUCUGCACUUGGUGACGUGAUUUCUGCCCUGUCCAGCGAGCAGUCCUUCAUCCCAUACCGUAACAACAAGCUGACCAUGUUGAUGCAGGACUCCCUUGGGGGCAAUGCAAAGACGCUCAUGUUUGUCAAUGUGUCACCAGCAGAUUACAAUGUUGAUGAAACGGUGAUUUCUCUCACGUAUGCAUCUCGAGUGAAACUGAUUACCAAUUCAGCCUCAAAGAAUGCAGACAACAAAGAGAUUAAUCGACUUAAACAGGUGAUUGCAAAACUGAAAGCAGGUGAAGAAGUGGAUGAGGACGUCUGAAUCUGAAUUAAGAACAGCUGCGGAUGUUUUACAUCAUUUCUUGGACAAUUAUAUACACCAAUCUAGAGUCAUAUAUAUGCAUGUAGACUAUAUUUAUACAGAAUAACACAUAUUUAUAUUAGAUUUUGCCAUUUUUUAAUUUUUGAAUGUAUUCAUUAAACUUGUCAAUAUGAAAAUUUACAUGUUUGUAGACUAAUCUUUAAUAUGCAUCAUUUUUGCGAUUUAAGAAAUAUUUUUUGUUCAAUUUCAUAUUGUGUAUCAUGUAGUUUUGCUGAUUUUAUGACAUGUAACAUUAUAAUAUAUUAUAUUAGCUUAUAAAUAAUGAUUUUACUGUGAUGUAUCCAUCCGUCCAAUUGAGUGGAAAAUGCUAAUCAAGAAAUAUUUGUAUAAGGCACAUUCCAGUUAGGCAUUUCAUUAUUUUAGAAAAAACAUUUUGCCACAACUUUAUUUUUCUUUUAUCUCUGUGCAUUGAAAUCUAUGCAUGUUUUUCAGCUACUGGCUAGUUGAACGAAAGGUGCAGAAUUACCAUACUUGUAUAUUCAUAUAGAAACUUUGUAAUAAUAAGAGAAAAACCUUUCAAGUGACA
Lingula anatina is the source of this 6354-nucleotide messenger RNA. RefSeq lists its product as uncharacterized. The record is from RefSeq and is a predicted model, not a curated record. Gene Ontology annotation, molecular function: microtubule binding; ATP binding; microtubule motor activity. NCBI's taxonomy places the organism in Eukaryota, Metazoa, Brachiopoda, Lingulata, Lingulida, Lingulidae. Gene Ontology annotation, biological process: microtubule-based movement.